Molecule: messenger RNA, 690 nt
Organism: Notothenia coriiceps (black rockcod)
Lineage: Eukaryota; Metazoa; Chordata; Actinopteri; Perciformes; Nototheniidae
Product: guanine nucleotide-binding protein G(olf) subunit alpha-like
Exons: 7
Biological process (GO): adenylate cyclase-activating dopamine receptor signaling pathway; sensory perception of chemical stimulus
Cellular component (GO): cytoplasm; heterotrimeric G-protein complex
Molecular function (GO): G-protein beta/gamma-subunit complex binding; GTP binding; GTPase activity
Source: RefSeq, a predicted model, not a curated record
UACUUGAUCCUUAAUGCUUCUGUCCUUUUCUUUCCUCAGGAGUUCUUUGAUCACGCAAAGAAGCUGUGGGACGACGAAGGAGUGAAGGCAUGCUUUGAGAGGUCCAAUGAGUACCAGCUCAUCGACUGUGCACAAUAUUUCCUGGACAGAAUUGACUCUGUAAGACAGAACGACUACACACCAACGGACCAGGACCUGCUACGCUGCCGAGUGUUAACUUCAGGGAUUUUCGAGACGAGGUUCCAAGUAGACAAAGUGAACUUUCACAUGUUUGAUGUUGGAGGCCAGAGAGAUGAAAGGAGAAAAUGGAUCCAGUGCUUUAACGACGUCACUGCUAUCAUCUUCGUGGUGGCCAGCAGCAGCUACAACAUGGUAAUAAGGGAAGACAAUAACACCAACAGGCUACGGGAAGCCUUGGACCUCUUCCGCAGUAUUUGGAACAACAGAUGGUUACGCACUAUAUCGGUCAUAUUAUUCCUGAACAAGCAGGACAUGCUGGCUGAGAAAGUAUUAGCUGGAAAAUCCAAAAUUGAAGACUACUUCCCCGAAUAUGCUCGCUACACCAUACCAAAUGAAGCAACUCCUGAACCUGGUGAGGACCCGAGAGUGACGAGAGCUAAGUUCUUCAUCCGAGACGAGUUUCUUGUAAGUAUUUCUCUGUUUGUAGAGAGCUGAAGUUGAUGACUGUCC